This is a messenger RNA of Monoraphidium neglectum, 1863 nucleotides long. Its product is annotated as 5-oxoprolinase (ATP-hydrolysing). Gene Ontology annotation, cellular component: cytosol. The coding region runs from base 1 to 1863 and encodes 620 amino acids. The record is from RefSeq and is a predicted model, not a curated record. Gene Ontology annotation, molecular function: 5-oxoprolinase (ATP-hydrolyzing) activity. Gene Ontology annotation, biological process: glutathione metabolic process. NCBI's taxonomy places the organism in Eukaryota, Viridiplantae, Chlorophyta, Chlorophyceae, Sphaeropleales, Selenastraceae. The transcript has 13 exons.
AUGCAGUCGGACGGCGGCCUGGCCUCAGUUGAUGGGUUCUCAGGCCACAAGGCCAUCCUCAGCGGCCCGGCUGGCGGCUACGUCGGCUAUGCGCUCACGACGCGCUGGCACGGCGCGCGCGGCGGCGGCGAGGAGGGGGCAGAGGACGGCGUCGGCAUGCAGGUGAUUGGCUUCGACAUGGGCGGUACAUCAACCGACGUGUCCCGUUACGCCGGCACGUACGAGCACGUGUUUGAAACAACAACGGCCGGGGUCACCAUUCAGGCCCCCCAGCUCGACAUCAACACAGUCGCCGCCGGCGGCGGCUCCCGCCUGCACUUCCGCGCCGGCCUCUUCGCGGUCGGCCCAGACUCCGCGGGCGCCCACCCGGGGCCGGUCUGCUACAAGAAGGGCGGACACCUGGCCAUAACCGACGCCAACCUGGCGCUGGGGCGGAUACUGCCGGAUUUCUUUCCCAAGAUAUUUGGACCUGGGGAGAACGAGCCGCUGGAUGCGGCCGGCACUGCAGCAGCCCUGGGGGCGCUGACGGAGGAGGUGAAUGCCCACGAGGAGGCGGCCGGCAAGGCGGCCAAGACGGUUGACGAGGUGGCUAUGGGUUUUGUGCAGGUCGCCAACGAGGCGAUGUGCCGCCCGAUACGCGCGUUGACGCAGAUGAAGGGCUACGACGCCGCGGCCCACGUGCUGGCCUGCUUUGGGGGCGCCGGCGGCCAGCACGCGUGCGCGAUAGCGACAACCCUGGGGAUGAGCACCAUUUUCGUGCACAGGUAUGCGGGCAUCCUGUCGGCCGUGGGCAUCCACCUGGCAGACAUAGUGCAGGAGGCCCAGGAGCCCGCGGCCGUGGCCCUUGGCAGCGACGAGGUGCUGCAGCAGCUGGCCUCGCGCCUGGACGCCCUGCAGGCCCAGGCCACCGCCAAGCUGGAAGGCCAGGGCUUCGGGCCGUCCCAGAUCAAGGUGGAGCGGUUCCUAAACCUCAGGUACCAGGGCACCGACGUUGCCGUCAUGACGCCGUGGGACCCCUCCGCCCCCCCAUCCGCCGGCGGCGACCCCGCCGCCGCCUUCGCGGCCGCGUACCAGCGGGAGUUUGGAUUUGUGUUGCAGCGGCCCGUGGCUGUGGACGACGUGCGCGUGCGCGCGACGGGGCGGUCCGCAGAGCUGCCCGGCGCGCGGGCCGCCGCCGCCGCGCCCGGGCCCCUGCCCGAGCCACUCGUCGUGGCUAGCGCGUAUUUCGAAUCCGGCGGCCGACAGCCGACGCCCGCGUACGGCCUCAGCGCGCUGGCGGCCGGCCACGUUGUGCCGGGGCCCGCGAUCUUGAUAGAUCAGAUCAGCACCAUCGUGGUCGAGCCCGGGUGGGACGCCUUCGUAACUGCUGAAGGCAACGUGCGGCUGGACCGCGCGGCCGCUGUGGACGGCCUCGGGGAGGACGGGGCGGCGGCGGAAGAUGGGCAGGCGGCGGUGGCAGAUGUCGAAUGCGACCCGAUCCAGCUCGCCAUCUUCUCUCACCGAUUCAUGGGCAUCGCGGAGCAGAUGGGCCGCGUGCUGCAGCGCACGUCCAUCAGCGUCAACAUCAAGGAGAGGCUGGACUUCAGCUGUGCACUCUUCGGCCCAGACGGGAGCCUGGUCGCCAACGCGCCUCACCUGCCGGUCCACCUCGGCGCCAUGAGCGAGGCAGUCAGGUUCCAGGUGCGCUACUACGGCCCCGGCGGCCCCGGCGAGGGCGAGGGCCUGUCCGAGGGGGACGUGCUGCUGUCAAACCACCCCCAGCUGGCCGGCGGCUCCCACCUCCCGGACAUCACCGUCAUCACCCCGGUGUUCAGCGGCGGCCGCAUCGUAUUCUUCGUCGCCAGCCGCAACCACCCCGCGUGA